UGAGCACAUCAUUGAGGAUGGGGGAGGACCAAAGUCACCUGACUGAGAGGAUAUUGAACCUCACACUGGAGAUCAUCUUCUUGCUGUCCGGAGAGGAUUAUAAAGUAGUGCAGAAAAUAUCUGGUGAGCCAUUAACACCCAACAAAUGUCUUCAUGGGGCAUCACCCAUCACAGAGCCUCCACCUCACCGCCUGACAAUAGAGAUCAACAGAGCCAAGAAGAUCCUAGAAGUCACCAAGAAGAUGAUGGAGCUGCUGACAGGAGAGGUGAGCGAUCCUGAGGAAUCUUCUCAUCAAUCACAUACUAUUAGUCACAUUGCGGAGAGAUCAAGAGAUCCACCUACUCCCGAGGAACCUUCCCGAGUAAACCAUGAAGGAGAUCACACAACACAGAGUUCAUUCUCAUCUUUACAAUGCGAGAAAUCUCCCGGUGAACAGAGAAUGAUUCUUGGACAACAGAGAAGUCCUAAGGGCGAGCGUCGUUUUUCAUGUACAGAGUGCGGGAAAAGUUUUAUGAGAAAGGGACCCCUUAACAGACACCAGAGAUUUCACACAGGUGAGCGCCCUUUCUCAUGUCCUGAGUGCAGGAAAUCUUUCACUAUGAAAGCAGAUCUUCUUAGGCACAAAAUUAUUCACACGGGCGAGCGCCCUUUCUCGUGUACUGAGUGCAAAAAGUGUUUCUCCCGCAAAACAGACCUUCUUAUACACCAGAAAAUCCACACGGGUGAGCGUCCUUUCGUAUGUUCAGAGUGCGGGAAAAGCUUCUUUCGCAAAGCAGACCUUGUUAUUCACCAGAGAACUCACACAGGUGAGCGUCCAUUUUUAUGUACACAGUGUGGGAAAGGUUUCCAUAACAAAAAAUACUUUCUCAAUCACCAGAGAUGUCACACCGGUGAGCGUCUUUUCUCAUGUGCAGAGUGCGGGAAAUCUUACAGUCAAAAAGGAGACCUUCUUAAACACCAGAGAAUUCACACAGGUGAAUGUCCUUUCGUAUGUCAAGAGUGCGGGAAAACUUGCACUGGGAAAACAGACCUGCUUAGACACCAGAGAGUACACACGGGUGAGCGUCCUUUUUCAUGUUUGGAGUGUGGGAAAAGUUUCCGUUACGAAAAAGAUUUUCUCAGUCACCAGAGAGGUCACACUGGUGAGCGUCCUUUUUCGUGUUCACUGUGUGGGAAAUGUUUCCUUUACAAAAAAGACCUUCUCUUUCACCAAAGAGGUCACACUGGUGAGCGUCCUUUCUCAUGUUCAGAGUGCGAGAAAUCUUACAUUCAAAAAGGAGACCUUCUUAAACACCAGAGAAUUCACACGGGCUGUUAUCCUGUUUCAUGUUCAGAGUGUGGGAAAUGUUUCCAUAAUAAAGGAACAUUUGUCAUACACCAGAGAAUUCACACAGGUGAGCGCCCUUUUUCAUGUCUAGAGUGCGGGAAAACUUACAUUUCCAAUGGAACCCUUCUUAGACACCAAAGAAUCCACACGGGUGAGCGCCCUUUUUUAUGUCCAGAGUGUGGGAAAUCUUUCACUUCAAAAGGAGGCCUUCUUAAACAUCAGAAGAUUCACACAGGUGAACGCCCAUUCUUAUGUUCUGAGUGCGGGAAAGCUUUCACUUCGAAUGGAGACCUCCUUACACACCAGAGAAUUCACACGGGUGUGCGUCCCUAUUCAUGUUCAAUGUGUGGGAAAUGUUUCCAUAAUAAAGGCACACUUGUUGAACACCAGAGAACUCACACAGGUGAGCGCCCUUUCUUAUGUCCAGAGUGCGGGAAAACUUUCGCUUCCAAAGGAGCCCUUGUUAAACACCAGAGGAUUCACACUGGUGAGCGCCCUUUCUUAUGUCGGGAGUGCUGGAAAACGUUCACUUCGAGUGGAGACCUCCUUACACACCAGAGAAUUCACACGGGUGUGCGUCCCUAUUCAUGUUCUGUGUGUGGGAAAUGUUUUUAUACUAAAGGAACCCUUGUUAUACACCAGAGAAUUCACACGGGCGAGCGUCCUUUCUCAUGUUCACAUGUUCUGAGUCCUUUUUUUUUUAAAACAAACGCAUGGACAGGUGUCAGCCGGGACUCUGGCACAGGAAGUAUGGGGCGGGUAGAGCAGAGCGGCAAAGAUGGGGACUAUGAUGAAGCAAAAUAUGGAUCUGCAUCAGCGGGAACUGUGGAUGAUUGUAAAGUAGUGAAGAAAGUAUCUGGUGAUCCAUUAACACCCAGCAGAUGUCUUCAAGGGACAUCACCGAUCACAGAGCCUCCACCUCACCGCCUGACAACAGAGGUGAACAGAGCCAAGAAGAUUCUAGAAGUCAUCAAGAAGAUGAUGGCGCUGCUGACGGGAGAGGUCGUCUUACAAAAAUAUUUCUUUCCAACAGAUGGACACGAUGUCUGGAAUGGGGAAAGCCCUUGGGGACUUCCAGAAGAUAAUGGAAAUGCGAAAUCUUCUCCAAGAAUAAAUCCCAUUGCUCCCAGUACACAUUACAGACCUUACCCGUUGGAAGGAUCAACAGGUCCCUCUAAUCCCGAGGAAUCAUAUAGUGCUACUGCAGAUAUCCUUCUGGGAUCUCACAGUGCUGACACGUCAGCAGAUCCAUCUAAUCCAAAGGACUCUUCUUCAAGCCAUGAAGGAGUUUACACAGAAGCUCAUUCGUUGUCCUCUUUAGAGUGCGAGAAAUCUCUCAAUGAAUACAUUACGCUUCUAACACAGCAGGGAAGUAGCCAGAGUGAGCGUCCCUUUUCGUGUUUAGUGUGCGGGAAAAGCUUCAUUACGAAAGGAUACCUUCACAAACACAAGAAGAUUCACAUGAGCGAGCGUCCGUACUCGUGCCCGGAGUGCGGGAAAUGUUUUAUUUACAACAGAGACCUUAUCAAUCACCAGAGGGGUCACACGGGUGAGCGUUGCUUCUCGUGCUCGGAGUGCGGGAAAUCUUACAUCCAGAGAGCGGACCUUCUUAACCACCAGCGGAUUCACACGGGCCGCUACCCUUUUGCCUGUUCGGAGUGCGGCAAAUGUUUCCAUAAGAAAGGAAAACUCGUCGAACACCAGAGGAGUCACACGGGCGAGCGCCCUUUCUCCUGCGCGGAAUGCCAAAAAGGCUUCUUCCGCAAGGCGGACCUCCUUACGCACCAGCGGAUUCACACGGGCGAGCGGCCUUUCUCAUGUUCAGAGUGCGGGAAAGGUUUCAUCAAGAGAGCAGCCCUUGUCAUACACCAGAGAGUUCACACGGGCGAGCGGCCGUUUUCGUGCUUAGAGUGCGGAAAAGGUUUCACGCAUAAAGGGAACCUAAUUAGUCAUCAGAAAAUUCACACAGGUGAGCGUCCUUUUACGUGUUCAGAAUGCGGGAAAAGUUUCACUCUAAAAGCGAGCCUCUUCAGACACCAGAGAAUUCACACAGGUGAGCGUCCUUUUACGUGUUCAGAAUGCGGGAAAAGUUUCACUCUAAAAGCGAGCCUCUUCAGACACCAGAGAAUUCACACCGGGGAUCGUCCUUUUCCAUGUUCAGAGUGUGGGAAAUGUUACAAUACGAAAGGAAAUCUCCUUGAACACCUGAGAAUUCACACAGGUGAGCGUCCUUUCUCAUGCCCAGAGUGUGGAAAAAGUUUUACAGUGAAAAGAGACCUUCGUAAUCACCUGAAAAUUCACAAGGGUGAGCGCCCUUUCACAUGUUCAGAGUGCAGAAAAUGUUUCCAUCGCCAAGCAGAACUUCUUAUUCACCAGAGAAGUCACACGGGUGAGCGGCCUUUCUCAUGCUUAGAGUGUGGGAAAUGUUUUUAUCGUAAAUCAUGCCUUUAUAAACACCAGAAAAUUCACACCGGUGAGCGUCCUUUCUCAUGUUCAGAGUGUGGAAAAUCUUUCAUUCUAAAAGGAGACCUUCUUAAUCAUCAGAGUAUUCACACCGGCUGCUAUCCCUUUUCAUGUUCAGAGUGCGGGAAGGGUUUCCAUAAGAAAGGAAAACUUCUUGAACACCAGAGAAUUCACACAGGAGAGCGUCCUUUUUUCUGUUCAGAGUGCGGGAAAUCAUUCACCAUGAAAGGAGACCUUCUGAAACACCAGAGGAUUCACACGAGUGAACGUCCUUUCUCAUGCGCGGAAUGUGGGAAAUCUUUCACUAUUAAAAAAGACCUCCGUAGACACCAGGACACGCACACAGGCGAGCGCCCCUUCUCAUGUUUAGAGUGCGGGAAAGGUUUUGUGCAAAAAAGGAGUUUAAUUACACAUCAAAGCACACACAUGUCUGCUGAUGCUUUUGAGAAAUU
Messenger RNA from Nanorana parkeri, 4243 nucleotides. RefSeq names its product oocyte zinc finger protein XlCOF7.1-like. The record is from RefSeq and is a predicted model, not a curated record. The transcript has 7 exons. The annotation marks the transcript as partial. NCBI's taxonomy places the organism in Eukaryota, Metazoa, Chordata, Amphibia, Anura, Dicroglossidae.